This is a messenger RNA of Didymosphaeria variabile, 951 nucleotides long. RefSeq lists its product as uncharacterized. The record is from RefSeq and is a predicted model, not a curated record. Bases 1 to 951 code for a protein of 316 amino acids. NCBI's taxonomy places the organism in Eukaryota, Fungi, Ascomycota, Dothideomycetes, Pleosporales, Didymosphaeriaceae. The transcript is spliced from 2 exons.
AUGUCUGAUGUCGAGGGUCCGUCAUCUCCGCCUGUCAUCGAAGUAGCACAUUUGACGCCAAAUACUGAGGACCCGCCCGAGGCUCCCCCGCCGACACCAAUUGCGGAAGAGCUGCCGUCGCCAUUUUUCCCAGAAGAAACUAUGGUCGUCACGACGGAAGAUGGCAAACCCGUCGAGGCCAUCGUAAUUGAGCCGGCUGCCGAAGGCGUUGCGAUCGUUGAAGCCAUUCUCGAGCCCGAGCCCAAGCCCGAACCCGAGAAGGAGCCGGAGCCUGAGCCUCCUGUCGAAGAGAAGGGCGAGGAUGAUCCACCGCCUGAGCCCUCUCCCACGAAAGAAGAGCCGCCCUUCGAACCUCCGGUGGAGAAGAUAGCUGAGCCUGAACCGGAAUCCGGCAAAGAGGUUGAGAACGAGCCGGAGCCUGAAAAGGAGCCCGAAACAGAGCCGGAACCGGGGAAGGAACCAGAGCCUAAGGAGUCACCUCCUGUCGAAGAGAAGGUUGAGGAGGAAGUCCAGGCUGAACCGGAGCCGGAGCCGGAGCAUCCUGCUGAGGAGAAUCCGGAAGAACUACCAGCGACAGUCGAAAGCAAGACCGAAGAGGAACCUCAACCCGAUCCUGACCCAGAAGCGGAGCCUAGGCCUCCAGUCGAGGAAGAGCCACCCGCAGAAGAGCCGAAAGUAAAAGAGCCUGUCAUCUUGGAAGAGUCGAAGGCCGAAGAGCCGCCGCCAGCAGAAGAACCUCUAGCAGAAGUGAAGAAAGAGGAGCUGGCACCGGUGCCUGAGCCACCCAAGCGCAGGAAGAGAGAUGUUGUGCGGGCCAAAGCAGUCCCUAAAUUUCCUAUCAAGCUCAUUGCGGGCCCCGAGAUUGGAGCCGUCGCCAUCUUCCUGAUAAAGGAGAAGGCCAAAGGUGUCGAUAUCAGCCCGCAGCUGGAUGCGCUGAUGAAAGGUGGUUGA